Paraphaeosphaeria sporulosa is the source of this 3909-nucleotide messenger RNA. RefSeq lists its product as uncharacterized. Gene Ontology annotation, molecular function: phosphatidate phosphatase activity. The transcript has 4 exons. The record is from RefSeq and is a predicted model, not a curated record. Gene Ontology annotation, cellular component: actin cortical patch. NCBI's taxonomy places the organism in Eukaryota, Fungi, Ascomycota, Dothideomycetes, Pleosporales, Didymosphaeriaceae. The coding region runs from base 1 to 3909 and encodes 1302 amino acids.
AUGGGUCUCCUCAAUCCCUCACCCCACGACAACACCAGAACGGCUGGAUUCGUACGAGCUUUCCGGCAUAGGUGGAUUGCGCCACCUCAGGAGACAACCGAAUCGUAUGAAGGCCGGAUUGUCAUCGUCACUGGUGCAUCGUCAGGUAUCGGUCGGGAAGCCGCUGCCAAGUUCGCGCAGCUUGGUGCUUCUAAGGUCAUACUCACUGCUCGAGAUUUGAAGAAAGGCGAGAAGGCCAAGGAGGACAUUAUGACCCGAAUCGGUCAGACGGAUCGGCUGGAGGUGUGGGAGCUGGAUAUGGACUCGUACGACUCCAUCACUGCUUUCGCGCAGAAAGCCAACAAUCUCGAUCACCUGGAUGUUGUUGUUCUCAACGCGGGCAUCCAUCGGGGCAAGUUCGAACCCACACGAUAUGGGUGGGAGGAAGACCUGCAGGUCAACUCGCUGUCUUCUACCUUGCUCGCCAUUUUGCUAUUGCCUAAGUUGAAAGCACCCCGCCAUCCCUCGAGGAAGAUCCCGAUACUCGAGUUUGUCAAUUCUGGAGCUCAUCAAUUUGCUAUUGUUAGUAAAGAGGUUCAAGAGCAAGACAGUGUCCUCGAGUGCUACAACAAGACCGAACAGUUUAACGCCUGGCGCCAAUACAGUGUCACCAAACUCUUUCAAAUGUACGCGAUGACCAUGCUGGCCGAACGGGUGUCCUCUGGAGAUGUUAUCAUAACUUCGGUGUGUCCAGGUCCGGUGAGUUCUGACAUUGGCCGGGACUAUACUGCCAAGUAUCCUACCAUCUCGGCUUUCUUCAUGUUCAUCUUGGGGUAUCUCUUCUUUCACAUACCCUCGACGGGCGCGAAUCCAGUAUUAAGCGGAACAACCCAGGGCGAGGCAUUGCAUGGCAGGUUCUGGAAGUAUGAUACCAUCAUGCCUGUCGCACCGACUCUGAAGGGGGAAGAAAACAAGCAACUGAGGCAGCGGGUCUGUGAAGAGAUGCUGCAGGCUUUGGAGAAAGACGGCGUCCGCGUACCGCCCCAGGCACCCGGCUGGAUGCCCAAGCCCUUCCGCCGCAAGCCUUCCGCCUACGGAACGUCAUCACUCCUUCGCUACCUGUUUCCCCACACGAGCCAACGCGCACGCGCUCAACUGUCCAAGUUCCGCCACGAGACCCUGCCCACGUUCAAGCACCGCACGCAGUCCCGCAUAUACAAAUACAUAGUCUAUAGGCAGUCCCGCAAGCUGAUCAAGCCGGGCAUACUCCAGCGACUGCGCGGCCACACCAGGAAGCUCGUAGGCAACAAUUACCUCGAACAUGAAGCGCGGCUGCGGCGCCAGAAGCUGACCAAGACUGCUACAAGCGGAGAGUCUCAGGGUAAGGCGAUGAGUUACCAAGACAGUUAUGCGCCGCGGGAGCCGGGCCAGCGAAGGAAGAAGCUCGCAGGAUACCUCAAGGCGGCGAAUGAGCUGCGCCAGACGUAUCAGCAACAGUAUGCGCCGAGCUGGACCCGGUCCGAGGGAACGUACGAGUACGAAGAUGACACGCCAGGGGCCUUCCCCGACGCUGCUAUCGUGCGCAGCGGCGACGAGGAGAUGAUACUGUUUCCCAGCUAUGCACGGAAGCACGUGAAGAAGAAGCCCGAAGCAGAACCGGGAACGAUACAAGAAACCCCGGGUGAUGGCCGCGACGUGCGAGAUACAACAGGCGCCGGCGAUGCCGAGUUCUGGAAGCAGCAAUGGGAUAACUACGAGGACGACAACGCCAUCGUUGAUGUGGACGUGAGAGGGUGGAUAUACUCGCCGCACAAAGGGCACAUGUCUCGGAAACAACGCCUCUUUGUUGGACUUGCGCGACAGCUUGUAGGGAUAUCAGCUCCAGCCGCUGGCACGCAAUCCUCCAGCGCGUCCGUAAGCCCACGCCCCAGCAGGGAGCCAAGUCCGGGCCGGCUCACCCACCACGAGCGGGCGCAGAUGAAGCAAGCACAACAGGACGAACAACUUGCCGCAAAGGAAGCAGAGGAGCUCUUACGGAGAGGCGAACGAGAAGCUGAGGCGGCAGCCAAAGGAGCCUACAGCGAGAAGCCCAGCGACGAUGCAGACAGUAUAAGAGAUGUCCGCACAAACAAUCUCUCUCACAGAACAUCAAACAACUCACUGAACAGCUUGGACAACAUUAAGCCGCUGCAAAAACGGGUGUCGUGGAACCAGCCAUCCGAAAUGAGUCCCGCAGAAGCUGCAGAAGCACAUGCGCGCCUCAUGGCUCGCCUUCGCCACUUCCUCGCCAUACCCAUGGCUAACACACCCAUCAGUGUCUUCUUCUACAAUGAGCAGAUCUCGAAACAAAGGACCGUCUACACGAAUCCAUCCGGCCACUUCAGUGUGAGCGCAGCCUUGGACUUCGUGCCCACCCAUGUUCGUAUCCUUGCAUCCGAGCAACUGUCUGCGACGGAGAAGGUUAUCAUUACGGAGUCCCAGGGUGUCAGUGUAAUUAGUGACAUUGAUGACACCAUCAAGCACUCUGCGAUUAGCAGUGGAGCCCGCGAAAUCUUCCGAAAUGCAUUCAUUCGAGAGUUAGGCGACCUCACCAUCGAUGGCGUUCGCGAAUGGUACAACAAGAUGGCGGAUAUGGGAGUAAAAUUCCAUUACGUUUCCAAUUCGCCUUGGCAGCUGUAUCCUGUCAUAUCCAAAUAUUUUUCGCUGGCUGGAUUGCCGAACGGUUCGUUCCAUUUGAAGCAGUACAGCGGCAUGUUGCAGGGCAUCUUUGAGCCGGUCGCGGAGAGGAAGAAGGGCACGCUUGAUAAAAUCGCACGAGACUUCCCGGAGAGAAAGUUCAUCUUGGUCGGCGACAGCGGAGAGGCUGACCUUGAGGUGUACACCGACUUUGUGUUGGAGAACCCCGGAAGAGUAAUUGCUGUCUUCAUACGAGAUGUGACAUCGUCUGAUGGUGGAGGGUUCUUUGACCCUUCCGUUGAUCCCAUGUCCCGCGGCAGUCUGACACGGUCGUCUGAACAGGGCAAUGGGAACCCAUCAAGCAGGUCGCAGGCGUCUUCCGAGGACAAUGAUCCGGAGUACAGAGCAGCCAUUGCAGCUUCACUACGCGAGAUGGAAAAGGAAGAAGAAAGAAAAUCGCGAUCGCUAUUUCCUCCACUGGAAGAGGAUCACCCAGCGUUACGACCUCAGUUACCACCUCGGAGAUCCGAUCCCGAAGCUGCGUCGCCACCACCCAUGCAGAAUCUCAUCGAUCUUGAAUCGGAUGAUGAGCCGAAGAUGAAGCCUACCAUCCGACGCCAGUUAGGUCGGUUAUCACAACAAUCCUCCAACGCAUCCACAGGAAAGCCACCUAUCGCUCCAAAUCCAAACCUCCAGUCUCAGCAAAGCUACGCUGGCAUGGCCCGCGAUAAAUUGUACUCGGUGUACAACAAUCUACCAGCCGCGUCAUCGUACCUACAAUCGAACUCGUCAGAGUCUGAUGAUACUGCCAGUACUAAGAAAGCCCCUCCCCCUCCCCCUCCCCCCCGCCGCGGCUUAACAGCUUCCCCAGCCGCAGCCGCGGGCUACGUCGGCACUAAAGCGCACGCCGCAUGGCAACACGCACCGCCCAUUCCGCACCACAGCACCCGGCCCAACGCGUCUACCACUCAACCCUUUUCGACCAAUGCAACAAACCAGCUGCCGCACCGAACGAACACUGGAUCCACGCUGGGAGCCAACGGGUACGGCGAGGCGGGUAGGGUGGUCGACAAGAGAGAGAUGCUGUGGCGGCAGAGGUGGGCGAGGGCAGAGCAAGUGCUUGGGGAGCAGGGCGUUGUAUUGAGGAGUUGGAGGGUUGGCAGUGAUGUCGAGGGGAUAGCGGAGAAGGUUGUCAAGGAGGCAGCAGAAAGGGAGAAGAGGGAGGGCAGUGGGAGUGCGGAAAGGAGUAGGUAG